Messenger RNA from Antrostomus carolinensis (chuck-will's-widow), 978 nucleotides. RefSeq names its product cystathionine beta-synthase. The transcript has 10 exons. NCBI's taxonomy places the organism in Eukaryota, Metazoa, Chordata, Aves, Caprimulgiformes, Caprimulgidae. The record is from RefSeq and is a predicted model, not a curated record. The annotation marks the transcript as partial.
UACCGAAAUCCAAGCAACCCUCUGGCUCAUUACGACACCACUGCUGAGGAGAUCCUGGAGCAGUGUGAAGGCAAGGUCCACAUGGUGGUGAUUGGGUCUGGCACAGGAGGCACUGUCACUGGUGUUGCCAGGAAGCUGAAGGAGAAGUGUCCAGAGUGCAAGAUCGUUGGCGUAGAUCCCGAUGGCUCCAUUGUUGCUCUGCCCAGUGAGAUGAACAGGACAAACACCACAACCAUCGAGGUGGAGGGCAUUGGUCAUGACUUUAUCCCUACUGUCCUUGACAGAUCAGUGGUUGAUCAGUGGUAUAAAUGCAACGACAGAGACUCAUUCCUCAUGUCUCGCAGACUGAUCAGAGAGGAGGGAUUAUUGUGUGGAGGCAGCUCAGGCAGUGCCAUGUCCGUCGCCGUGCGGGCUGCCAAGGACCUGAAGGAAGGUCAGCGCUGCGUCGUCAUCCUGCCUGACUCCGUCAGGAACUACAUGUCCAAAUUUUUGAAUGAUAAGUGGAUGAUAAAAAAUGGUUUCCUAAAUGACGUCCAGGAGCACAAGCCUUGGUGGUGGAACAUCAAGGUACAGAAACUGAAUCUCUCAGCCCCUCUCAUUCUCCUCCCAGAAGUCAGCUGUCAAAAGGCAAUUGAGAUCCUCCAGGAGAAGGGAUACGACCAAGCUCCUGUUGUUGCUGAAUCAGGACUUAUUUUGGGAAUGGUGACCCUCAGCAACACUCUCACCUCAGUGCUGGCUGGAAACGCCGAGUUCUCAGACCCUGUUACGAAGGUCGUCUACGACCAGUUCUCAAAGAUUGGCCUGGAGGACAGCCUGGGAAAGCUUUCCUGCAUCCUGGAGAACGACCACUUUGCUAUCGUUGUACAUGAGCAAAUGCAGUUCAAUGGAAAUGGCAGUUCCUUCAUGAAGCAGAUGGUGUUUGGUGUGGUCACAGCGACGGACCUCCUCACCUUUGUCAGCAGAAAUGACAAGAAGUAG